Ananas comosus (pineapple) is the source of this 2684-nucleotide messenger RNA. Its product is annotated as type IV inositol polyphosphate 5-phosphatase 7-like. Gene Ontology annotation, molecular function: phosphatidylinositol-4,5-bisphosphate 5-phosphatase activity; inositol-polyphosphate 5-phosphatase activity; phosphatidylinositol-3,4,5-trisphosphate 5-phosphatase activity. Bases 668 to 2365 code for a protein of 565 amino acids. The record is from RefSeq and is a predicted model, not a curated record. NCBI's taxonomy places the organism in Eukaryota, Viridiplantae, Streptophyta, Magnoliopsida, Poales, Bromeliaceae. The transcript has 12 exons. Gene Ontology annotation, biological process: phosphatidylinositol dephosphorylation.
AUUCUCUUGGAUACUUUAAUCCACUCCAUAAAAUGAGGCAUUUUUUUGAAGGGGUGAGUACUCCCUCCUCUCCCUCCAACCCACACCCUUCCCAACUCAUCAUCACUACUGCCCCUUCCAUCUUCUCCCUGCAUUGCUUUUCCUCUUUUCCUCCAAAAAUUCAAUCUUGCUCACUCCCACCCAUUGAGCUGCACUGCCACAGUCUCAAUUCAUUUCAUUAACUUGUUCAUUUCAACUUCUCACUUCUUCACAUCAGAAGCCCAUUUGGGUAGUAGAGGGGGAAAAAUAAAAAAAAGAGAAGAAAAAAAAAAAAAAACCACUCCUUUACUUAAAGAGAAUCUGACACUGAUCCUGUCCUGUUCCUUUGGUCUCCUUAACAAAUUUCAAAACCAACAAUAUAGCGUAUUGUGGGAGGAAGGAAACAACCCACCUCUUUUCUUUCCAUCAAAUCACACUGCUUUGUGGCGAAUCCAGAAAACAGAAGCUGCUUCUCUCUCUCUCUCUCUCUCUCUCUCUCUCUCUCUCUCUCCCUUCUUCUUUGAGGUAAAAACUCAAAUUAAAUAUUCCCACUUUGCCCCUUGACCCCAUUUUGUGAAGAGCUCUGUAGCAGAGGGGAAAGGGGGGUGGAGGAAGCAUUGGUGAGCUGCAUGAGGGGCUUACUGGAACAAUGAGAGAUGGGACUUCACAGAAAAGCAAGCUCUCAUGGUCCAAGUCCCUAGUAAGAAAAUUGUUCAACAUUAGAAGCAAUAAAGCUCAGGACUUUCAUGCAGAUGAUGCUGUUGCUAGAGGAGGGGAUGAGGAAUGGAGGAGCAGCUUCACAGAGAGGGAGGGAGCCACAGUCAAGAAAAGCAAAACAGUUAGAUUCUCCAAGAGGAAUCAGGACCGAGCUCGACGAGGAAAGAUAGACCUCGACGCGGCAGAAGCUACAGUAACUUUGGACUAUAGGAUCUUUGUUGCAACGUGGAAUGUCGGCGGUAAAUCGCCGCCAAGCCAUAUGAACCUCGAAGAUUGGCUCCAUGCUUCGCCUCCUGCAGAUAUUUAUGUUUUGGGGUUUCAGGAAAUUGUCCCUCUAAAUGCUGGAAAUGUUCUUGGGACAGAAGACAACGGCCCAGCGAAGAAAUGGGUGGCUCUAAUCAGAAAAACACUUAAUAAUCUUCCCGGAACUAGCACUAGUAAUCGAUACCAAACCCCCUCCCCUACGACUACACCAAUUGUGGAAAUAAACGACGAUUUCGAAGGCUCGUUACAGAGGCAGAAGAGCUCCUCUUUCCUCCAUCGUCACUCUUUCCAAUCCCUCAAUAGUCGUAGUUUAAGAGUGGAGGGAGAUAUAAUGGCGCCUCAACCAAGGCUGGAAAGGCGUCAUAGUGUGUGUGAUCGCGUUAUUUUCGGUAGCAGAUUAAGUGAUUUUGGUCCUAAUUUUAGAGGGGUUGGUUCCUCUGAUGAUGAAAAUAUUGCUGGAGAUUCUCCCUCUACAUCCUACUACUCACCAAUCUCAUACAGCUAUAGUAAUGCGUCAUCAAUGGAGGAGAGAAGUAGAUCAGCUCCACAAUCAAGAUACUGUCUCGUUGCAAGUAAGCAGAUGGUUGGCAUAUUUCUAAUGGUGUGGGUGCGAAGAGAAAUAAGGGAUGAUGUAAGGAAUCUCAAGGUCUCUUGCGUUGGGAGAGGGCUCAUGGGCUAUCUUGGAAACAAGGGCUCAAUUUCAAUCAGCAUGUCGUUGCACCAAACGAGCUUCUGCUUCGUCUGCAGCCAUUUGACGUCUGGCCAGAAGGAAGGGGAUGAACUUCGAAGGAAUUCUGACGUGAUGGAAAUCCUGAGAAAGACUCGGUUCCCUUCAAUUCAUGGGCUAUGUGAAGAGAAGUCUCCUGGAACGGUCCUUGAGCACGAUCGAAUCAUAUGGUUUGGUGAUUUGAACUACCGGAUAGCUCUCUCGUAUCGAUCUGCCAAGGCUCUGGUCGAGAUGCGCAAUUGGAAAGCCUUGUUGGAAAAAGAUCAGCUAAGGAUAGAGCAAAGGUGCGGCCGUGUCUUCGUGGGCUGGAAUGAAGGAAAAAUAUAUUUCCCUCCCACAUAUAAAUAUUCAAACAAUUCAGACAGAUACGCCGGGGAUGACAUGAAUAUAAAAGAAAAGCGUCGAACUCCUGCUUGGUGUGAUCGCAUUUUAUGGUAUGGAAGGGGCCUCAAUCAACUCUCUUACGUUCGUGGAGAGUCAAGGUUUUCUGAUCAUAGACCAGUUUGUAGCAUUUUUACAUCAGAGGUUGAAUCGAUCAACCAUAGCCGAAUACAGAACAUGAGCUACUCUAGCUCACAAGUGGAUAUUGAAGAACUUUUUCCAUACCCACAAGGGUAUACAGAGCUUAAUUUCUUUUGAAAUGCUCCGCAUAGACGUCCGGUUUCUUCAAAACAAUUGAUGAAACUUUGCAGUUUUUCACUUCAUCAUACAGAGGUUCUUAUCGAGCAUGCAAUUUAUUGUAAGUGUGGUAUAACAUAUGGGAGCGAAAAGCCGGUUCGAACAACUUCUCUUCUUUCAGAUGGCAGCUGACUUCCUACCAAUCGGCUGUGUUGAUGAAUCUGGAAGGAGAGCUUCAAGUCUUUUGCUUGUUAACCUACUUUCACCGGAAGAAAAAGGUGGAGGAUGGAUCACUACUAUUUGAUCUAAUUUGGGUUUUCUCUGUGUUGCUGCUUUACCU